AUGUCCGCUCUAAAUGGUAGGCUGAGUCCGCGCGAGUCGGCGAAAUACGUUGUUACGAAUUCGAGUGGCCAAAUAAAAGUGUCUGAGGAAGGAGUGCAAAAAGCAGCCAGGCUUAUGCUGGAUGCGAUUCGCAGUGGCGCUUACUCAGAACGUUCAUAUUCCGCGAUUGAUGUCCAUCCACAGAAUGCCGAUCGCUCUGCUGUUGACUGGUAA
Gongylonema pulchrum is the source of this 213-nucleotide messenger RNA. The record is from the annotation of a GenBank genome assembly. NCBI's taxonomy places the organism in Eukaryota, Metazoa, Nematoda, Chromadorea, Rhabditida, Gongylonematidae.